CCUUCCUCCUAUAAGCAGCCUUGGGCCUACCAAGGUGGUAAGCGAUGGCUCUACCUCUAUCAAAGCAGGUCUUGGGCUGCUUUCUCUUAUUCUCUUUUCUCUUUUCUUCUCUUUCAACCUUCUCUUAUGCUUUGACAAACGUUGAAGCAUCCUUAAUUGCUCGCCGUCAACUUUUGUCUCUACAAGAAAAUGAUGAUGUUUUCUUUAGACUUGGCAUUGAGAUCCACCAUGACAAGAAUUUUGCCAAUCUAAGGCUCCAAAAAGCUUAUAUUGCAUUACAGGCAUUGAAAAAGUCUAUCUAUUCUGAUCCUUUGAACACAACCCGUAAUUGGGUCGGUACCGAUGUGUGUUCUUAUAAUGGCGUCUUUUGUGCUCCAGCCCUUGACGACCCUAAAUUGGAAGUUGUUGCUGGCAUUGAUCUUAACCACGCUGACAUUGCUGGUUACCUACCCUCUGAGUUAGGGCUCUUAACCGAUGUUGCACUCUUUCACAUUAACUCUAAUAGGUUUUGUGGAAUUAUCCCCAAAACCAUGUCAAGACUCAAACUUAUGUUUGAAUUUGAUGUAAGCAACAACCGUUUUGUUGGCUCUUUCCCGACAGUCGUCCUCACAUGGCCGAGCCUUAAGUAUCUCGAUCUCAGGUUCAAUGAUUUUGAAGGGAAAUUACCUCCAGAACUCUUUGAAAAGGAUCUUGAUGCAAUUUUCUUAAACAACAACCGUUUCAAGUCCAACAUCCCCGACACAGUAGGUAAAUCUACAGUUUCUGUUGUGAGCUUUGCAAACAACAAGUUCACUGGUUGCAUUCCGCACACCAUUGGCAACAUGGCAAACACAUUGAAUGAGAUUAUUUUCCUGGGCAACAACCUUGGCGGUUGCUUCCCCCCAGAGAUUGGAUCCCUUGGCAAUGUAACGGUGUUCUCAGCUAGCUCUAACGGGUUCAUUGGGUUUUUGCCAAAGACAUUUUCAGGGCUACAAAAGGUUGAAGAAUUGGACAUUUCGCAUAACAGGCUAACAGGAUACGUGCCCGAAAAUGUUUGCAAGUUGUCUAGCUUGUCCAACUUCACUUUCUCUGACAACUACUUCAAUGGAGAGGCUCAAGCAUGUGUUCCAUCUUCAAAGGUGCACAAGAUAUUAGAUGACAAAAGCAACUGCUUUCCAGGCAGACCGAAGCAGAAGUCUACCAAGAUAUGUUUCCGAGAGGCAACUCGACCUGUAAAUUGUAGCAAAAUGUGUGGUAGCUCCUCUUCACAUCCACAACCAAAGCCACCGGUUAGGAAACCAUCACCACCGUCAACUCCGAAGCCGCAACCCCAACCAUCUCCUUCUCCUUUAACUCCAAAGCCGCAACCUCAACCCUCUCCUUCUCCAGUAGGGCAUCCUCCAUCAACACCAAAACAACCAUCGCCACCUAAAUCUUCGACCCCAAGUCCCAAGUCAUCUCCAACACCGCCAAAAUCAUCUGAUCCAUCGCCCCCUAAAUCUUCGACUCCAAGUCCCAAGUCAUCUCCAUCACCGCCAAAACCAUCUGAUCCAUCGCCCCCUAAAUCUUCGACCCCAAGUCCCAAGUCAUCUCCAUCACCGCCAAAACCAUCUGAUCCAUCGCCCCCUAAAUCUUCGACCCCAAGUCCCAAGUCAUCUCCAUCACCCCAAAAACCAUCUGAUCCAUCGCCCCCUAAAUCUUCGACCCCAAGUCCCAAGUCAUCUCCAUCACCACCAAAACCAUCUGAACCAUCGCCAAAACCUGCACCAGGACCAGAUGACCCAUUUGAAAGAUACCCUCUUGAAAGGCUUCACUCACCUCCCCCACCGGUUCAAUCUCCACCACCACCGCCCAUAUUCCCCCCUCCACCAGUUCACUCUCCUCCACCACCAGUCCACUCUCCUCCACCACCAGUCCAUUCACCACCACCGCCACCUGUAUACUCGCCUCCACCACCACCAAUUCAAUCUCCUCCACCCCCAGUAUACUCUCCACCACCUCCAAUCCAUUCUCCUCCACCACCAGUCUACUCACCACCGCCACCUCCCGUGUACUCUCCUCCACCACCAAUUUACUCUCCGCCGCCCCCAAUCUACUCCCCACCACCCCCAGUGUACUCCCCACCUCCCCCACCUCCUUCAGUCCAUUCUCCUCCGCCACCAGUCCAAUCUCCUCCACCACCAAUCCAGUCUCCACCACCUCCACCAGUCCAUUCUCCUCCACCACCAGUCCACUCUCCACCACCUCCACCAAUCCACUCUCCACCACCACCAGUGCACUCUCCUCCACCACCAACCCCGGACAUCAUCCUUCCGCCAAACUUUGGGUUCCAGUACUCAUCGCCCCCUCCGCCAUUAUUCCCGGGCUACUAACUAGCAUAAUAUCAAUAACAUCUUUGUCCUGUUUUGCAAUUUCCUUUAUAGUUUCAGAAUGCUAUGUACACACACACCCGUGGGUAAGUCAAGGCCAAGCUUCUCAUCAUUUAUAUAAUUUGAGCCUGCAUUAUCUUUUUA
Molecule: messenger RNA, 2492 nt
Organism: Juglans microcarpa x Juglans regia
Lineage: Eukaryota; Viridiplantae; Streptophyta; Magnoliopsida; Fagales; Juglandaceae
Product: pollen-specific leucine-rich repeat extensin-like protein 1
Molecular function (GO): protein binding
Source: RefSeq, a predicted model, not a curated record